GUGGCAAUCGCCACCCCAAGCUAUUGUUCUUGUCGUCUCCCAUUAUCGUUGUGCUUGAACACUGCCAGUACUUGUGUAUAUAGUGGUUGCCGAAGAAGCCGCUCAUUGUACAGUUCUGUAAUAGUUUACUCCUUGGACGCAAAUCUGCUGCCUGGGCGCUUUCUUGGCUUCUUUCGGCCACGACAUCUAAUUAGCGGCAGCGUCAACUUGAAUAGCUUGGGCACUCCUCUGUGAAAUUGCCUUAGUUUUCUGCUGUUCUGGCUUCUUUUCUAAUUUCUUUUUUAUUUGGGUUUUUUUUGGUAUUAUUGGUAAACGGUUUGUAACGCGUCUCGUUGCUUACUCGAACGCGUGUUAAUUGUAUUUUGUGGUAACUGGAUUACCAUUGAAACAAAGAGUUUUCUUGUUAUAAAAUCACAUUUGGUUGUGAUCCGUGGCUUUCUGGUUUCUUUUCGUUGCUUUGUUGUAAAUAUGGCUUCUCGGUUUUCGAAUUUUUUUGAAGAGCUUGAUCUGCGUGUCGCUCGCUCCCCCGUCGGACGAUGGUUUCGUUUGGAAGGUUGCGGCCACCCUCGUGAGCGUAAGGGCUCGCGCUUCUCUGUUGAAAUCCGUGCUGGAUUAACUACGUUCUGUGCAAUGGCCUACAUUCUGGCUGUGAACGCGUCCAUUUUGAGUUCUACGGGUGGUACGUGUGUCUGUACAAACGCCGAGGACCCUACGUGUAAAAAUGAUGCUGCCUAUGAGCUCUGUCGGAGCAGCAUCCACCGUGACAUUGUCACUGCGACAGCUGUCGUUUCCUGUAUCGCUUCUGUCUGUAUGGGUUUGUUUGCGAAUCUGCCAGUUGGUAUGGCUCCCGGUAUGGGUCUGAACGCGUAUUUUGCGUAUCAGGUUGUCGGUACCAAUGGUACUGGUCGUGUUUCUUACCGCGAAGCCUUGUUGGCUGUGUUUGUUGAGGGUUUCAUCUUCUUUGGUCUUACUAUUCUUGGUCUGCGUCAAUGGCUUGCGCGAGCGAUUCCUGCGUCACUCAAAUUCGCUACUGGUGCAGGCAUUGGUCUCUACUUAACCAUUAUUGGUCUUUCGCCUAGCGCUGGUCUUGGUGUUCUUGCACAUUCUGAUUCAGACAUUAUUGGUCUUGGAGGAUGUCCUUCUGAGUACCUGACCAGUGAUUAUUCAUGUAAUGGUCAUACGUUGGAAUCACCUACCAUGUGGCUUGGUAUCUUUGCUGGUGGUGUUCUGACCGCUGUUUUGAUGAUGUAUCAUUUCAAGGGUGCCGUUCUUUGUGGUAUUGGUUUGGUGACGAUUAUCAGUUGGCCAAGGAACACGAGCGUAACAAUGUUCCCGCAUACAGCAACAGGCGAUUCUAACUUCGAGUAUUUCAAGCAGGUUGUUAGCUUCAGAAAAAUUAAGGACAUUCUUGCGGCACAAGAUUGGCAUGUGUCGGGUGGACAGUUUGGCAUCGCCUUAAUCACCUUCUUGUACGUCGACAUUAUGGAUAUGACCGGUACUUUGUAUGCCAUGGCUCGCUAUGCGGGUCUCGUUGAUGAUCGUACUCAAGAUUUUGAAGGAUCUGCCUUGGCGUAUAUGACCGAUGCCUUAAGUAUUUCCGUUGGUUCGCUUUUUGGAUGCUCUCCCGUUACCGCCUUUAUUGAAUCUGGUUCCGGUAUUUCCGAGGGCGGUCGUACUGGUCUGACCGGUAUCACUGUAGGUGCCUGCUUUUUCAUUUCCAUUUUCUUCUCGCCCAUCUUUGCUUCUAUCCCCGUCUGGGCCACGGGUUCCACUCUUGUUAUUGUCGGCAGUAUGAUGAUGAAGAGUGCUGCCCUUGUCAACUGGGGUUAUAUGGGUGAUUCUAUCCCCGCUUUUCUUACGAUUGCUUUGAUGCCUUUUACGUAUUCCAUUGCCUACGGACUUAUUUGCGGUAUCGUUACGUACAUCGUUCUGAAUACUCUGACUUGGGUUGUCGGAAAGGUCUCUUUCGGAAAGCUCACACCUGCUGACGCUGACCAGAAAGAACCAUGGACUUGGAGAGUGGAGGGUGGUAUUUUGCCUCCUUGGGUUCAACGUUUGUUGAAGGGUGAUCGCCGGUUCUGGGAGGAUCCUGAGGACCGUAAGUUUUUCGAAAACGCCGCUCUGGAAAUGCACAUUUCGGAUGAACAUCACAGUGAAAAGAACACCAAGAGCACAUUCUCCGAAAAACAAGUUCCUAUGGAAGAGGUCGUUGAGACUGAAAUUGGUGAACUUGAGAUACGCACCACAAAUACGCGUCCCUCUGAAGAUCCAAGUGUUCGUCGGGAGCUAACUCCCUACGCAGGCAUUGAUGUCAAUACAGACUUGCGUAUAAAACAGAAUUAGACAGACUUUUUUGUUCACAUCUAGACUGCUAAUGAAAUCAUUCGCAUACACAUA
This is a messenger RNA of Schizosaccharomyces japonicus yFS275, 2397 nucleotides long. RefSeq names its product transmembrane transporter. The transcript has a single exon. Gene Ontology annotation, biological process: transmembrane transport; purine nucleobase transmembrane transport. Bases 469 to 2343 code for a protein of 624 amino acids. The record is from RefSeq and is a predicted model, not a curated record. Gene Ontology annotation, cellular component: endomembrane system; membrane. NCBI's taxonomy places the organism in Eukaryota, Fungi, Ascomycota, Schizosaccharomycetes, Schizosaccharomycetales, Schizosaccharomycetaceae. Gene Ontology annotation, molecular function: nucleobase transmembrane transporter activity; transmembrane transporter activity.